UGAAGUUCAAGAUUUUCGCAACGGUUGCCAUGGGGGCAGCUGUAUACCUAUUUUUGGGUAGAGUAAUCGAGCAAUCCUGGAGACUUUCAACACAACCUGUCCAGACCCCACCCCAUGUAAGCCGGAAUAUAUUCCUCAACAGUUCUCAAUACAAAACAACCCCAGAGGAGGAGGGUGCCCGGCUGUCUAGUCUUCUACAGGAAUUCUCAGGAAGUUACCGCGAUAUUCCACCAGGCAAUGACACAACAACGUCGGCCGAAUUCACACAGUUUCAUAUCGUAAAUCCGGGAUCUGUCUUCAGAGUUGGCGACGUUUUAUUUGUGACUAUCCGUGCAAUGGAUAUCUUCAACAGAGAGAAGACUCAUGGAGGGGACUUCUUCCGUGCGAAAAUCUACACCGAGAAGACCAAGUCCAGCGCGCCGGGCCGGGUACGAGACUACGGGAACGGGACGUACGGCGUGACGUUCCGCCUCUUGUGGGAAGGUGACGUCACCGUCAGUGUGCGGAUGAUCCACACCUCCAGCGCCGUCCGCGUUAUGAAACUGGUAGCGGAAAAUUUCCCAUUCAACAGGAGCAGGUACCAGCGGAAGUAUAUCUAUGGAAAUAAAUCAUCGGUUAGUUGGUGUAGUUUGAAUCUAAAUGACCUCAAGGAUCCUCUGGAUGAUGGCAUCUGUGAUUUCUCUGAUAGUUAUGCAGGGGUGCAGUGGUUCUGCCAAAAACCCAGAGACGUGACAUGUGAGCAGUCCGUGUUCCAUCGUCACAAUGGUGCUCUUACACUUGAUAACCUAGGACUGACUGAAGAAGAGAUGGGGCAUUUCAAGUUACGUGUAACAAAAACAGGGAAUGGCCUCGAGGCCAUUAAAGCCACGAUCCAAGGCAAAAACACCACGGUUAAGGUGACGGCGAAUUUCCCUGGAGCUUCUAGGGAGGAAGAAUUACCGAGCUGCGUGCCAGGUCUCCCUGCCCCGGUUCCCUCUGGGUAUUACCGCAAUGGCCGAUGGGUAUCACGCAUCUGUGCUACAACCAAGUUAGCCCCAUUGGAGUAUAAAAAAUGCCUACAAAACAAAACUAUAGAUUUCCUCGGCGACUCAACCCUCCGGCAGUGGAUUGAAUUUUUGGCCAAGCUAUUAGACAUGGAUAGAAUUCCGGAUCCUUAUUUUACAUCAGAUACCGUCGGUCCGGAGCGUUUCAUGGAGCCGACAUGGAACAUAAGUUCCCGGUACCAGUCCCACGGCCCUCCCGUAAAAACCUUAGUUUGGUCGAAUGCCAGCGUGAUGAGUAGUUUAGUUCGAGUUAUUGACAACAUCGCCGGAGGACCCAACAGAGUGGUUGUGAUAACUCUUGGAAUGCAUUUCAGCAAUCAUCCCCUGGAUGUUUUUAUCCGCCGUGCCCGAGCCGUUCGGGACGCCAUCUUACGUCUGUUGAGUCGACAACCGGAGACAAUUAUCGUAAUGAAAACACCGAACACGUCAUCAUCAAGGAGCUUCUACUAUACGGACGACUGGUCGCUGUUCCAGAUGUACCUAGUCAUGAAGGAGAUAUUUUCCGGGUUGUCUGUUGUGUUUGUGGAUGCAUGGGAAAUGACCGACUGUCAGUUUCACGAGGACAAUAUUCAUCCACCUAACGAUGUUAUAGGCGAGGAGGUAGCUUACAUGCUGGCGUAUGUUUGUGUCUAAUUCUGAGGUUACAGUUCCAAACCGGGGCCUGGCCGGGCUGUUGGCAUCAUUAAAAAAUUAACAAUUCAUAUCAAGAAUAAUACACAAGUUGAUAGUGGUCAUGAUUAAUUUCUAAUUAAAAAUGUUUGUGUUUUCCUUCCUUUUAUUUUGUA
Molecule: messenger RNA, 1828 nt
Organism: Branchiostoma belcheri (Belcher's lancelet)
Lineage: Eukaryota; Metazoa; Chordata; Leptocardii; Amphioxiformes; Branchiostomatidae
Product: NXPE family member 3-like
Exons: 6
Coding region: 30-1676 (548 amino acids)
Source: RefSeq, a predicted model, not a curated record